This is a messenger RNA of Cuscuta epithymum, 1094 nucleotides long. The record is from the annotation of a GenBank genome assembly. NCBI's taxonomy places the organism in Eukaryota, Viridiplantae, Streptophyta, Magnoliopsida, Solanales, Convolvulaceae.
CUUACUACGCAAAAUUACAAAUUUUAUGGGAUGAAUUGAACAAUUAUGAACCUUUAAUCCGAUGUAAAUGCAACGGGUGCACUUGCGAUGUACUCGGACAACAUGAAAGGAGAAGGGAGUCGGAGCGGUUUCAUCAAUUUCUGAUGGGAAUUUACACAUAUUUUUUUGGAGGCGUCCGAUCCCAACUGUUGACACAAACUGAACUGCCAACACUCAAUCGGGCUUAUCAGCAGAUGACACAAGAGGAAAGUGUACGUGGUAUUGUGCAGGCACAGGAGGAGCGGCCAGAAGUCCUGGGGUUUGCGGUUCGUACAGAAGGCAAGGGUGCAGGCCGAGGAAUUAAGGUGGAUAAAACCGUAUUAACUUGCACAUAUUGUAAGUAUUCGAGACAUGAAAUAACAAAUUGUUUUGAGCUUAACGACUAUCCGGAUUGGUGGGGUGAUAGACCUCGACCAGGGAUUAAAAACGCAGGCCGUGGUCGUAGUACUGGAAGUGGUGCAACGAAUCGUGGAGCAGGAAGAGGGAGCUAGACUGGCAGCAAAAUCUCAUGCAGCACUGGCCAAAAGUAGCACUAAUGCAACUAAGCAGAUUCCAAAGAAGAGCCCAAAGCAAGCUGAAGGGAGUAGCGGGCAGAUCACACCUCUUCCAGGCUUCACGGCAGAACAGUGGAAUUCGCUUCUUUCCGUGAUUGGUAACUCAGUCUCUACUAACGAACGCAUGGCCGGACCAUCACUCGAGGAGGUUGAUUGGAACGGGUGAACGGGUGAAUGGACUGUACUACUUGCGGGAGGAACUAGCAGCAUAGGCAUUAGCAAUUAAGGAUUCGAAGAAUAAUGUGGCAGAAUUAUGGCAUCAACGGAUGGGACACCCUGCUUCUCAUGUUGUUGAAAAAUUAGCUCCCGUAAUUGGACAGAAUUUUUUUGGAAACUUUCCCUGUUGUUUUAGAGCUAAGCAGACAAGAGACCCAUUUCCUUCUAGUUUAACUAAAACUCAUGUCAUUUUUGAGAUGAUACAUUGUGAUUUGUGGGGUCCAGAUAACACCCCUUCUUCUUGUGGAGCUAGAUUUUUUUUACUAUUGUUGAUGAUUAUUCACG